Chelonia mydas (Green sea turtle) is the source of this 3096-nucleotide messenger RNA. It is a transcript of the gene PIK3IP1, whose product is annotated as phosphoinositide-3-kinase interacting protein 1. The transcript has 6 exons. The record is from RefSeq and is a predicted model, not a curated record. Bases 865 to 1641 code for a protein of 258 amino acids. Gene Ontology annotation, molecular function: signaling receptor binding; endopeptidase activity. NCBI's taxonomy places the organism in Eukaryota, Metazoa, Chordata, Testudines, Cheloniidae.
GGGAUUCAUUGCUGAAGAUGGGAAGGAUAAGGCCCUGCCAUUACCAUAGUGUCUUUUGCAGACAGAUCAGCGAGCGCCACUGCUGGACUCCCAAGAACACUCUCUCCAGCCCUCUUGGAACAUGAAUCUUGCAUAAUAUACAAAGUUUGGAUGGAGGGGUUGAAACGAGACUACCUUAAAGGGGGGCAAGUUCACUUCAGGCUCUGCCUCUCUCUCCAUCUCUGAAUGGUGUGUGUAUUCCUUGGUGUGUCUGUGGGCCUGGGGAUGAGUGUCCCCGAAAGGAUUGCAGCAGAGGGUGGGAGUGUUGUGAGGGGGGCCGCAGAGCAGCAGCGCACCCCCUGCCCUGAGGCAGUGGGCCGAAGGAGUUGCACCGGCUCCACGACGCCUGUGUGCGCGCAACAGCGAGGGAAGGGUUAAGUGCGAUUUAACUCCGGCUAUAACUGGUUCCUGGGCGCCCCUCGCCGAUCUCAGAGUCGUGCAAAACCCUCGGAGGCCAGUGAAGGCUCAGGUGGCCGGAGCUUGCCUGGGAGCGGCUCUGUCACCGUUUAUACCACUGAAUCCUGGAGACUCCCAGACCCAGGGGUCGGGAGCGGCAGACCCUGCGGUGCCCGCUCCCCUCCGCCACGCUCUCUGCUGCGGCUGUUUUUCUCUCUCUCUCGCAGCCUGCCGAGGCUCUGGAGAGGAGGAGCCUUCGCUGCAGCGAGUGCAGGGAGCUCCAGCCGGGGCUGUUUACCACAAGAGAAAACAACAAGGGCAGAUCUGCCAGCUGCAGAGCCGGGGCCGAGGCGAAAGCGGAGCGAGAUCGCCGAGACUGCCCCGGCUAAUUGUUCUUCAGCCUUUGCUUGGGCACGGGCUGGACCGAGGAUGCCGGACUGGGGGCAAGCUUUGCUUCUCAGCGCCGCGCUGCUGACUGCAGCGUCCGCCGCCGAAGAGUGUGUCCGUGGCAAUGGAGUUUCCUACCGGGGCAACCAACAGUUCGCGGCGGGCGGCGUCCCCUGCUUGAACUGGCUGGCGGUGCAGAGAAACGCCACCUCCGCGCCGCUUGCAGUCUCCGAGGAUCACAGCAGCUGCCGGAACCCCGACAGCGACGCGGCCCCCUGGUGCUACGUGAGCGGCGCGGCCGGGACCCCGGAGCGGAGCCUCUGCGCCAUCGCCCCCUGCCCAGGUGCUACCUCCUCCACAAAUACUCUGGUCCCUACAGUCGUGGCUGAGGUUUCUCAGGGGAUAGACCAGGUAUUUGAACCAGCUGAUACUUUACCAGCCCGGAGCGAGGCAGCUGCUGUGCAGCCCGUCAUUGGGAUCAGUCAGAGAGUCCGGAUGAACUCCAAGGAAAAGAAGGACUUAGGGACAUUAGGCUCUGUGAUGGCCUUUAUCAUGAUGGUGAUAAUCAUUGCCAUUGGAGCUGGCAUUGUUGUGGGCUACAUCUACAAAAGGGGCAAAGACUUGAAGGAGCAGCACGAGCAGAAGGUUUAUGAGCGAGAAAUGCAGCGCAUCACCCUUCCACUUUCUGCCUUCACUAACCAGGCCUGUGAGCUUGUGGAUGAAAACACGAUAGUGGUGCACACCAACCAGACCCCUGUAGAGGAGGCCCAUGAUGGCAAUGCACCUCUCAUGGGCCAGGCAGGUACUCCUGGUGCCUGAAGAGCUAGGGCCAGGAGGGCACAGGUUGAAACGAUUGAGGCGAAGACCCUAGGCUCUUGUUUUGGGAGCGAGGGUUCAUUUGUAUUUUUUUGUUGAUGAAUUCCAGCAAGCGACAGGACUUGGAGAUGCACUGAAAUGGCGGCUGUUCAGUGUAGUCCAGAACAGUGACGUUUCAUUGUGUGGCUAGCAGGACUUGUUUCACUUGGGGACUGGUGCAGUUGCAGCCUCAGGCAAUUCCUCUCAUCUCCAGGGAUUACUGCAGCAGGAGAGGGGGAGUGGUUUCCCAAGCUGGCACUGUGCCACGCUGGCCUAGCCGCCCAUAUUUCAGAGUGGGAACUCUCCGCAUCCUUUUUUCUGUUCUCUUCCCUUUUGAACAGUGCAGCAUCACUUGCAUUUGAGCCUGUGAUCUGACACUGCAUCAGUAGCACUGGGACUGGUGGGAGCUUUAUCGCAGGGUUAUAUAGAGACUUUGAAUGUAGUUUUACAUUUUAUUUUAGAAGGAAAAAAGCUUGAGAAAAAGCUGUCCUGUGCAAAUUUCUUUUAGAGAAGGGCAGGCGUCAACUGAGAACCAUCAGUAUGUGCAAGUGAAGAGCUUGGCUUCAGCUGGGAGACAGAAGGUUUUGGUUGAAGGGGAGGGAGAUGUUUAACCCCAAUGCAUUGCUUAAGAGAUCUUAAGAUGCUCAUAAAGCAAAGUCUUCCAGUGCCCAGGACACAUUCCCACUCUCCUUGGCUGGUACAACAGGGGCCUGGUUCCAAAGCAGCUACAUAGGCUGUGUGCUAGGGCAGGAGAGGAGCAGAAGUAUUUCAAAAGUGGAGGGAAAAUAGAAAACCCCUCAGUCAGCUUCAGGGAGAGUGGCCAUGUACUCUGUGCUGCUUAAAGGGAUAGUAGCCAUUUCUGAAUUCCUUUCAGACUUCCCCCAGGAAUGUGUAUUUCCAGCAAACAAGAGUUUAAGCCAGUCCUAGGGUGAAGGCAACUGGAGAGCACUUGAGCGAAGGACAAGCCAGCUGCCUUGCUGCAGGCACAUCAAGGCCUUGUGCAUCCUGUUCUGUGUCCCUUGCACAGGCUGCAGGAGAGGUCAUGCUGCAGGGGCUGUUUAUCUAAACUGACCCCUUCAGAUGAAGGUUUUAGGGCAAGUGUGUCAGCAAGAACCACUUGUUUCUCAGAGUGAGGUAGUUCAUCAUCUGUGUAGGACUAAGAGAGGGGGAUGUGCACUUCUCUGAAUGAGUAGGGUUCAAGCCAUCCAAAUAAGCUUUUCUACCCAUCUACUUUAAGGGGACUCACUGAGCAGAGAUUAAGUGUUGAUGUUUAUAGGGGUCAGAAAAGGGAUUUUUUUUUUUAAAGUCUUUGAAUACCAUUUCUUUGUAAAUAUUUUAAAUACCUCAUUAUAAUAAAGAUACAGACUAUGCUGCCUUGUAUUAAAAGCUUAAAAAGGAAAAUAAAAGGUUCUGUGGAAA